GGAGGAUACACAACUUAAAGAGAUUGCAAAACAUUUGGUCACUGACGUCAUCCAGAAAGCCACGGAAUACGUCAGGACAGAAAGGAAAGAAAUGGCGGAAAUGACCAGCCAACUGGACAAGGGUGUGGACGACAUAGUUCAACUGACCAUCGGACAGUCCAUCACAGCCAUUUGUAGUGGACAAAUAUCCCCAACUGACCACAAGAUGGCCGAAAUGAUGGGCAAAUUGGAUAAGGACGUGGACGAUAUUGUAUUUAAAACCAUUAACCAGUCAAUCACGACCAUUCGUAGUGGUCAAACAUCACCAACUGACCACAAGAUGGCGGAAAUGAGAGGUCAACUGGAUAAGGAUGUGGAUGAUAUUGUAGGUAGAACCAUUGGGAGGUCAAUAACGGCCAUCCGUAGUGGUCAAACAUCACCGACUGACCACAAGAUGGCAGAAAUGACGGGUCAACUGGAUAAGGAUGUGGACGAUAUUGUAAGUAGAACCAUUGGGAGGUCAAUCACAGCCAUCCGUAGUGGUCAAACAUCCCCGACUGACCAAAAGAUGGCGGAAAUGAGUGGUCAACUGGAUAAGGAUGUGGAUGAUAUUGUGCAGGUGACCAUUGGGCGAUCCAUCGCGGCCAUUCGUGAAGGGGAGAUGUCACCAACUGACCACAAGCUGGUAUGCAGUGAGAUACUGGAAAAGACAAGAGAGUCUGGAACCGGAAAUGACGCAGGAUUACAAAAGGCGAAAACCUACCCAGCUGACAAAGAUCACAAAACCCGGGUUCCAACGAUCGUCACUCGGAAUAAAGCUGCAGACAAAGUGAAGAAAACAUUUUUCGAACGUCACCUGGACAGACUUCUCGGGAGGGAAAAGAAAAAUGAAAAGAAGAUGAAAACAGCAGAACUUUGCGACAGUACCCCCAGUGGAGGAAGUAGGAAACGUCCAUCAAAGGCCCAUAACAAAAGGGAUUGGAUCCUUAAAAACAUCUUGUGCUGUUUUGUCCGCCAGACGGCGACAGUGGAGCCAAUUGAUGACUAAAUAGAUGAUGUGUGUGACGACAAGGAAGUUUACUUAGGAACUAACAUAUAUUAACCUGUCUGUAGUAGCAAAACGUCAAACAAGACUGCUACAUCCGGGAAAACAGUGUAUCAAGCGAACAGCAAAACGUCACAAAGUGUAUAUCAGAGAAGCUGCCAGAAAACAUUGCUUUAAGAAAGAGACCAUAUUCUAUUGAGAUAGAAUAAGGAUAGCAUAUAUUUCAUAAAACAAAUAUAUUUUGAUGUAAAAAAUCGUUUUGAUUAUAUAUAUUUUUGUACUAGGAAUAAAAUGCAAAACUAAAAA
Messenger RNA from Pecten maximus, 1330 nucleotides. RefSeq lists its product as uncharacterized. The transcript has 4 exons. The record is from RefSeq and is a predicted model, not a curated record. NCBI's taxonomy places the organism in Eukaryota, Metazoa, Mollusca, Bivalvia, Pectinida, Pectinidae. Bases 92 to 1027 code for a protein of 311 amino acids.